AUGAACUCAUUAAGAUCGGCGAGCAACUGGAUCUCCAACAAGACCAAGGGCGGCGCCCACUCCGCGAGCAAGGAGACCAACAAAUCAAUCGCCAAAGAUCCUAAUGUGCGGAGCUCGACUCGUCUGCGAGCCGCCGGGAAUGCGAUGAAGGACAAGGUGCACGAGACGAAUUACAACCGGCAAGCAGAUGUCCACAAGCAGGCCGCAAAGCACAACUACUGA
Molecule: messenger RNA, 222 nt
Organism: Cladophialophora yegresii CBS 114405
Lineage: Eukaryota; Fungi; Ascomycota; Eurotiomycetes; Chaetothyriales; Herpotrichiellaceae
Exons: 2
Coding region: 1-222 (73 amino acids)
Source: RefSeq, a predicted model, not a curated record